Paramisgurnus dabryanus is the source of this 3418-nucleotide messenger RNA. RefSeq names its product solute carrier family 16 member 13 (gene slc16a13). Lineage: Eukaryota; Metazoa; Chordata; Actinopteri; Cypriniformes; Cobitidae. Gene Ontology annotation, molecular function: monocarboxylic acid transmembrane transporter activity. Gene Ontology annotation, biological process: monocarboxylic acid transport; transmembrane transport. The record is from RefSeq and is a predicted model, not a curated record.
GCGGGGCUUAGCUGAAGCAGCACGUGCAAAUGGCAGAAUGACAGGUUCACCGCUCGUGCUAAGAGCAAGUGGAUAUGUAGAAAGCCACUACGGUGUGGUUACCAUAAAAUGGUGGUCAUCGAUGCUUUUAUCAAUAUGUUUUAACAUGCUGCUUUAAUUUAUUGAAAAUAAUCAUGGCUCGACAGGAAAAGGGGUGAUCAGGAAAAGGUGAUGACUAAGCCCCUGGAGAAACAGGGACACCAGCAGUCAUCCCCCCAGAUGUUGGCUCCUGAUGGGGGUUGGGGAUGGGUUGUGGUCGGUGCUCUUUUCGUUGCUUCUGCCCUGGUCUUUGGGCUCAUCCGCAGUCUAGGCAUCUUUUUCGUAGAAUUUGUGCAGUACUUUGAUGAAAGUGCCCAAGCUGUAUCCUGGAUAACAUCCAUUGGGGUGGCAGUUCAACAGCUAUUCAGUCCAGUAGGUACAGCAGCAUGUAAUGUAUAUGGAGCUCGACCAGUUGUUAUGAUUGGGGGCUUCCUCUCAGGCCUAGGGUUUAUUUUGGCUUCCCAGGCAACAACUCUUUCACAUCUUUACCUGACCAUGGGACUCAUCUCAGGUUUAGGAUGGGCUUUGGUCUUCACCCCUAUUAUUGCAUCAGUAAUGCAGUAUUUCACCAUACGACGAUCUCUUGCCAUUGGCCUGGGCUUCACAGGCAUCGGUCUUGCCUCUUUCGCCUUCUCCCCACUGUUUCAGUACUUAGUAGAAGUGUACUCUUGGCGUGGAGCCUUGCUCAUUCUGGGAGGCCUAAGCUUCAACAUGAUUGCAUGCGGGGCUCUCAUUCGACCUAUAGGGAAUCCAAAAGUUAUUGUGAAGGCUGAAAACUCUUCCGUCAACAAGUGUUCUUCUCUAUGCUCCCGUUUCUAUGAAUGCUUUGAGAUCUCCCUGCUUUCACACCGUGGCUUCCUCACUUACACCCUGGCCAUCACCCUCUUCAAUGCAGGCUACUUUAUCCCAUACGUUCAUCUGGUUGCCCACAGUCGUCACAUCGGUUUCACUGAAUACCAGGCGGCAUUUGUGAUCUCUGUCACCGGUGUGGCAGACAUUGUGGGUCGCGUUGUAUCCGGGUGGGCCUCGGACCUCGGCAAAAUGCGGAUGCCCCACAUGCUGACAGUGUGGACUGGGUUACUGGGGAUAUUUCUGUUGCUCAUUCCUCUUGGUGUGACUUACCCAGGACUGUUGGUACUCGGCCUGGCUUAUGGGUUUUGUGCAGGAGCAAUGACCCCGCUCGCCUUUGCAGUGGUACCAGAGAUCGUAGGCAUGGAGCGAAUGCUAGGGGCCCUUGGUCUCCUGCAGCUUUUAGAGAGCGUUGGAGGGCUACUAGGAGCUCCGCUUUCUGGCUGGCUUAAGGACUCUACGGGGUCAUAUACUGCAUCUUUUGUGGUUGCUGGAAGUUUCCUUGUUUUAGGUACAUUAGUCACAUGGAGUCUUCCAAAUUUCUGGCUUUGUAAAAGUCCUUCACCUACAUCAUCAUCAUCAAAGAUAUCAUCUCAGGAUAACUCUCUGGAAGAUGGACUGCUCAAGCCAAAGCUGCCCACUGUUCCCGAGAGUCCCUUGGAUGAUAUACCUUGCUCAGAUUAGGAAGAGGUCUGGGGUGACCAACAUGGGACACAACCAGUGCAAGAAGAAGAAAAUAUAGCUGAUGCAAGAAGUGGCAGGAUUUUGUGAUAUUAGCAAAAUUGAAUAAGGCUACAACUGUUAUUAGGCAUUACUUCAAAUACACUAUGUUGCCAAAAGUUUUGAGACACCUGCCUUUAUAUGCACAUGAACCUAAUUGAAAUUCCAUUCUUAAUCCAUAGGGUUUAAUAUGGAGUUUGCAGCUAUAACAGCUUUAACUCUUCUUGGAAGACUUUCCACAAGGUGUUUAUGGGAAUCUUUGAUCAUUCUUCUAAAAGCACAUUUGUAAGGUCAGACAAUGAUGUUGGACUAGAAUGCCUUGCUCAUAGUCUCCGCUCUAAUUCAUCCCAAAGAUGUGCUAUUAGGUUGAGGUCAGGACUCUUUGUAGGCCAGUCAAGUUGCUCCACACCAAACUCGCUCAACCAUGUUUUUAUGGACCUUGCUUUGUGCACUGGUGCACAGUCAUUUUGGUGCACAUCCCUAAACUGUUCCCACAAAGUUGGAAGCAUGAAAUUGUCUAAAAUGUCUUGCUAUGAUGAAACAUUAAGAGUUCCUUUCACUGGAAGGGAUUGGAACAACUGAAUUCAAUGAUUUGGAGGGGUGUCCCAAAACUUUUGGUAAUAUAGUGUACGUGACCCUGCCUGUGAAAACCCAGCUGAAGUCAUUUUUUUAUGAUUUACUGUUUGCUACAUAAAAUCGUCCAACAUAAUGUAAAGAAUAUUCUGUGAAAAUAUAACCUUGAUAUCUGAGUAAGGCCAUGUCAAAGAUUAAAAUCAAUGUGAAAUUAAUGUCUGAAGUUGUACUUUAAUGCAUGUUAUCUCAAAAUUUGUUUUUUAGACUUUAGCCUGGUUUUCACAGGUAGGGUCACAUAUAAUAUUGGAGCGGGGCGGAAAAGUGCCUCAGUGGUUAGCACUUUCGUCUCACAGCAAGAAGCUAAAUGCUUUUCUGGUUAAACCAGAUUUGUUUAGGUGACAAAUUGCUAAACUUACUUUGGGUGUGUGUGUGAAUGUAACUGUGCACAUUAUAAAAUAGUUAUUUCCAUGAAUAUAGUCGGUAUAGACAUUGACAAGGUACCUCAGCAAAAGUAGUUUUCUACCUCAUUUUCAUUUUGAAACAGAAUGGAAACAACUUUGUAAGAUUUCACCAUUUGUAGAUUUUUGUGUAGCAUGGUAUAAUAUAAAUGUAAUAUAUAUCAGUGGUACUUGUCGGCAAGACAAUCUGAUGAAGGGCAGCCUUUUAGAGGGCAGCAGUUGGUUCAAGUUCAGUUUAUUUCUUGAGCACAUUUAAAAACAGUGGCAUACCAAAGUGCUUUACAAAAGAAAUCCUAAGAGACGCAAGAUAAACACAUAAAAAUAGGAACCUUUUUAUAAAUAAAAGAUGUCUUUUUAGACAGUCACUCGUCACAUGUUUAUUGUUAUUUGUAUAUGUUAUUGGUAGACUUUUUUUUUGGUAGGUAUUUUCAAACUUUAUGAUGCCAAGGACCCCCAAAUAUGAUGAACCUUUUGUGAGGGACCCCAUUCCUAAUAUAUUUAUAUAUGGUUCCCCUAAGCUUUUAGAGUGUAUUGUAUAACAAAAAUAUUAUUGGCUACAUUUUACAAUUUAUGUUUAGCCCACUGCAGCAUCCUAGCAGCCUUACAAGGAAUUCUGUCUUACAAACCCUGUAAGGAUAAAGGACACCAUAAUAAGAAAGAUACAAAGCAAAUAUAAAUUAUUCUUGAAUGUAUGAAGCCAGAAAUGCGAGAUAAAUACCUAUUAAAUUAACUGAACAAUU